AUGGCUGAAAUAGAUCACAUGGCUCAGAAAGAGGUAUCGCAUCCUCCAGCACCAGCUCGUCCAAUAACAGCAGAUCAAUUGCUUGACUUGGAAGAGCGGCAACGGACGCUAUUCAAUGAGAAAGAUAAUGGACCGGCACGAAUCAAAACGGGAUGUCAGGAAAUUGAUGAAUAUGUUCUCUGUGCCGCUAAGGAUCAGUCAAAUGGAGGAUUCGAAAGGGGAAUUGUAGUGGGGCUGAGUGCUGCUGAUGGAGACGAAUCGAUAGGCAGUCGAGUGAUAUCUCUCAAUCUCAUAGCAUCAGUUCUCUUACAACAUAUCGAUUUGGUAAAUGUCAUUCAGAAGUCCCAGAGUGAAUCGGGGAAUACGACAAAGCCAAAGGUCGUAGUAAUAGAUACGACUGGUUCCUUUAACCUCCCUCUUCUAGUCAAAAUCUUGAGAUCAAGGCUCUUGAAGAGGAGAUAUGAGAUGAGAAGUAAGGACGAUAUCACUAUGAAUCUCAAUGAUGGCCAAAAUACAGAUGAAAGUGUCGAGAUCGACACACAAAAAGAGGUGAAUGCAUUAUUGGAGCUGGUUGCCAUUAGUAGAGUCUUUGAUAUCGAGGGGCUUUGGGAGGUUUUAAGUGAGCUAGGACAACCAAAUGACCUGUCCAGAAACGAUGGGGGCGAUCAGGAAAUACCUAUCACCAUACCAUCACGGACCAGCAACCCCGUUGAAGGGAAAGCAGAGCAACUGCACAAAAUCCCAGAUGAAAUCUGCGACAGCGAAGAAGAAGACAUCGAAUUAACACCACCACCACCACCACCGGUCAAACCCACAGCACCACUCCCAAGCUCAACAGAAACCACUCCCGAAAUACUAAUCAUAGACAGCAUGCACCACCUAAUAUCCCACCUCUUCACCCACUCUGAAAAAGUCUCCGCGCACAACCUCCUCUCCCUCCUAUCACGAACUCUCCACACACUAACCCAUACUCAAAACAUCCUCACCAUCCUCCACAACACUACCAUUUCCACCAAAUCCAAUUUCACAACCCAACAACCUUCUCGUCAACCUCCACCUCCAAAUCUACAUCCACACCCACCUCCACCUCCAACCAUCCAAUCAAUCUUUACUUCCACAGCCCAAAAACCAUCACUCGGACGUAUCUUUGACGAUUUCCUCAAUCUCCACAUCAUGAUUUCGAAACUCCCAAAGAAGAGAGAAGAUGCCGAGAUUUUCUAUUGUCGAGAUGGUACCACAUCUCAUUUCGGGAAUGAGGACGUCGCUUGUAGUUUUGUGUUUGAGGUUUUGAGGGAUGAGUGUCCGGUUUUGGGCGGGGAUAGGAAGUUGGGGAGGAGGUUUGGAGAUAGGGAACAGAGGUGGGGGUUUUUGAGAUGGGGGAUGGGGAUGGGGGGUGGAGUUGAGGGAUGUUUUUAG
Botrytis fragariae is the source of this 1416-nucleotide messenger RNA. RefSeq names its product putative fasciclin domain family protein. NCBI's taxonomy places the organism in Eukaryota, Fungi, Ascomycota, Leotiomycetes, Helotiales, Sclerotiniaceae. The record is from RefSeq and is a predicted model, not a curated record. Gene Ontology annotation, molecular function: ATP-dependent activity, acting on DNA; four-way junction DNA binding; single-stranded DNA binding. Bases 1 to 1416 code for a protein of 471 amino acids. Gene Ontology annotation, biological process: DNA strand invasion; telomere maintenance; double-strand break repair via homologous recombination. The transcript has 2 exons. Gene Ontology annotation, cellular component: Rad51B-Rad51C-Rad51D-XRCC2 complex; replication fork; centrosome.